This is a messenger RNA of Lepus europaeus (European hare), 2909 nucleotides long. RefSeq names its product ankyrin repeat domain 65 (gene ANKRD65). The transcript is spliced from 4 exons. Lineage: Eukaryota; Metazoa; Chordata; Mammalia; Lagomorpha; Leporidae. The record is from RefSeq and is a predicted model, not a curated record. Gene Ontology annotation, molecular function: protein binding. Gene Ontology annotation, cellular component: cytoplasm; nucleus. Bases 1 to 1185 code for a protein of 394 amino acids.
AUGGAGAAGACCCCGGACCACACAGAGACCCUGAGGGUAGCUGUCGACGCCAGGAGACCCGAGUGCUGCAAGUGGGACCUGGCAAGGGAGGACGCGGAGCAGGAGCUGCGGUGGACGGAGCUGGGCUCCGAGGAGGCCCCCGCGGAAGCCGCCCAGGGCCCUGGCUGCCUUCUCCGGGCCGUGUGGCGGGGCCCCGUGGGGCUGGUGUUGCAGCUGCUGCGGCAAGGGGCCAGCGUCGAGGAGAGGGACCGCGCCGGCCGGACCCCGCUCCACCUGGCGGUGCUGCGCGGCCACGCGCACCUGGUGCACCUGCUGCUGCGGCGCGGGGCCCCGGCGGCGGCCGCCGACUGCGCGGGGCGCACGCCGCUGCACGAGGCCUCCUGGCACGGCCACUCGAGCGUGGCGGAGCUGCUGCUGCGGCGCGGGGCCCCGGCGGCGGCGCGCUGCGGGGCCGGGCUCACGCCGCUGCACUGCGCCGCCGCGCUCGGCCGCACGCCGCUCGCCGCCGCCCUGCUGGCCGCGCCGGGCCCGGGCCCCGCCUUGGCUGACGCGCGGGGCUGGACGGCGGCGCACUGGGCGGCCGCGGGCGGGCGGCUGCCGGUGCUCGAGCUGCUGGCGGCGGGCGGCGCGGAGCUGGACGGCGCGCUGCUGGCCGCGGCCGGGGCGGGCCGCGGGGCCGCGCUGCGCCUCCUGCUGGCGCGCGGGGCGCAGGCGGACGCCGCCGACGGCUCCGGGGCCACGGCGCUGGGGCUGGCGGCCAGCCUGGGCCGCGAGCAGGACAUUGAGGUGCUGCUGGGCCACGGGGCAGACCCAAGCCUCAAGGACAGGCAUGGCCGCUCUGCGCUGCACAGGGCUGCUGCCCGGGGACACCUGCCUGCCGUCCAGCUGCUGGUAGCCUGGGGAGCUGAGGUGGACACUCGGGACUCACUGGACCUCACACCCCUGCACCACGCCGCUCGGGGGGGCCACGUGGAGGUCGCCAGCCACCUGCUGGACAAGGGAGCACAGGUCAACGCUGCUGGCUGGCUGCACAAGACGCCUCUGCACCUGGCCACGGAGCAUGACCACUGUGCCACCGUGGGACUUUUGCUGAGCAGAGGGGCCAGCCCUGGCCUGAGAACACGGUGGGGUGAGGUGGCCCAGAUGUCCGAGGGGGGCCUGCCCCGCGUGCCGCCUGCCCUCUGAGGGGCGUCUGGCUCCCUAGCCCUUGCUUUUCCCGGCCACGCGCCUGGGCAGAGCAGACCUCAGCUUGGAGGCAUCUAGAGGAGGCGGCAGCCACACGGGGUCCUGGGUCUUGGGAUGGAGCGCAACCCCCCCCCCCCCAGCGUGCCCACCUGCGGCUCCUGCAGGCUCUCUGGUAAAGGCUGAGUUGUGGCAACAGCUGUGACCAAAUCCCGACACCCCCCCAGCUGUGUGUUUUCUUAGAUGUUGUAUUUGGCCGCCUGGUGCUCAAGCCAAGGGCUGCGGUUGCUGGAGUGCGCCCUGCCGUGUGGAGCCCAUUCUCUGGACCUCCCGCUGGCCUCACUGCCCUCCCAAGACCAGGUUUCUCUGGACCAGUGUCACCAGGGCUGGGACCAGGGGCCAGGGGCCGCCCGAGCACAGAGGCCAGCUGAGCUGCCCACAGAAACCUCAGUACAGGUUGAGCCCACCCUCCCCGGUGUGUCCCGUGUGUCCCCAUCUCUCCCUGCAGCAGCACCAGGCCGCCGUGCCCUGGCUUCGGCAUCUCCAGGAACCUGGAGACUCGGGGUUGUUGUCUCUGACUGCCCGCCUCUCCCAGACGCCUAGGAAAGGAGCCAUGGUCGUCAGUUGCUUUAAGAGCAGGAUUUUUGUUUUUUGUUUUUUGUUUUUAAAGACUUAUUUGAGAGGUAGUUACAGACAGCAAGAGGUCUUCCAUACGCUAGUUCACUCCCCCAAAUGACUGCAGUGGCUGGAGCUGGGCCAAUCCGAAGCCAGGAGCCAGGAGCUUCUUCAGGGUCUCCCGUGCAGGUGCAGGCGCCCAAGCACUUGGACCAUCCUCCCCUGCUUUCCCAGGCCGUAGCAGAGAGCUGGAUAAGAGCGGCAGCUGGGACUAGAACCAGUGCCUGUAUGGGAUGCCAGCACUGCAGGCGGAGCAUUAACCCACUGAGCCACAAUGCUGGCAAGGUCAGGGUUUUAUUGCUCUUUAUGGAACACAGUUCCUCUUUGGAGGCAGAGCUGGUGUGGCAGGUCAGCACCAUGGCGCCCCUGAGCCCGGGUCAGCUGUGGGAUUGAACUUGCAGGGCAGGGGAGGCCGCCAGGGACUCUGCUGGCUGGGCAGUGUGCGCCCUGGGCACAGCCGGCACCUGGGAGGUGGCAACCACUUACUCCUGGGUAGGCGCUGGCCUGACCCUCAGGUGGGUGCGGGAGAGGAUGGAGUGAGGUGAGGGCUGGAGGGGCAAUGCUGGAUGGACGACACACCCAGCUGGCCAGCACUCGGGCCCUGCAGAGCUGCCCGCUGUGUCCACUGUGGUGCAAGCUGCCCCACUCGUGCCCAGACCUUACCCAGUGGGUCCAUCUCAGCCUUGGCUUCCCUGUAGCCAACACCAAACACAGCUACCACCCGGUUCCACACCUUGGGUUGUGCUGCCCCUGCUCACAGCCUGCCAGUGGCUCCCGCUCACGUGGUGUGGCUGUGCCUGCACCUGCCAUCCCGGGUGUCCUCUGCACGCCAUCACGUGGAGGACUCUGGGGUACCCAGAGGUGACACUGGGUGGCUUCUGUAGCCACGGGGACCCCCCCCCCCCCCGGCCAGGUGGGAAAGGUGAGGCUGCCUCUGCCUUCCCACUGGGCGGGCACUGGACGGGGCACCGGGUGGGGGCUCUGGGCAGACACCAUGGCCUCCUCUGCUGCCCCAGGAAGACCACACAGAUAGCAUGCGGAGACGAGACUGC